AGGCUACCAUACACGAAUACAUGUAUGCUAGCUAGCUAAGCAAUUGCCAUUGAAAAGUACUCCAGAUAUUGGUUUGUGAUGUCGGCCUUUCAGUUCGCUUCCUCAAAAAGUUUUACAUCGACCCCUCUCAAAAGCAAAUCUGUUCCAAGGAGCAUCCCAAGAAGUAGGAGUGUGGAAUCGAUGGGAGACUCAACGUACUCCCUACUCUCACCUAUUUACCAUGACAGCUUUGAUUUAUCGGAUGACGAUAGUGUAGCGCCACUGAAACAUUGCCAGUCAACAACCCCUGACAACCCCUCUCCAAGAGCACAAGGCAACGUAUUAUCAGUCAGUCCUAGCAGGAAUGAGACUGAGUUACUACAUGCACAAGAUGCUAUGUGCACAAAAACGUUAAAUCUGAGUGCGUGGGAGCAGUGGGUUGUGAGUAAAGCCAGAGAAGAGCGGAAUAGAAUGCACCAGAAAGCUUUGGAGCAGCAAGUUCUGAAAGUGCAGAAGGAGCAGGAAGAAAGGGAACAUCAAAGGAAAAAGGUAGUCUGUGAAUGUAAGAUGCAAGAGUGGCUCCAAACGAAGAGAGAACAGGAAAAACAAGAAAGGCUUUGCAGGGAGUCUCAGAAAACUAAGGAAUUGCUCCAUGAAGAACAGAAACGGUUGGAGAUUGAAAAAAAGGCUCAAGUGAAAUAUAAAGAAUGGUUCCAAAAGAAAAAACAAGAGGAAAUGGAGAGGAAAGUAAAAGAGCAGGAGGAAAUGGCCAGAAGAGAAAAUGAAGAGAGAGAACGGAAAGAGAAGGCAGAGGAGAAGUUUAAAGAGUGGCUUAAAAGGAUAAAGGACAGAGACCAACAUAAACAACAGUCAUCUCCAUGUUCAGCUCGUGGCUAUGAUCAUCUGAACUAUCCUGCUCCCAGUUUUGUGAAUCCUAUCCCGUGGAAGCCAAUUCACAUUCCUCAGCAAAACAGAACCCCUGCGAAGAAGUCAGUAUAUAGGAAACAGCCUGGUCCACCAAAGUAUCAGUCAACUCUGUGCAUUAGUUAUAAACCCAAAGACACUAUUAGCUUUUCUUGCAAAAGGCGGUGAUGUCCUCUAGUGAAAGGCAAACGUUAAUUUUUGCAUUUAUUAACUUGCAAAAUUUUAAGCAUCUGGGAAGGCAUUUAUCAUUUUAGAAACUGAACCGUUUUAAUUUGUGAAAUGCUUGUGGUUUAUGUAUAACCAAGAAUUAUUUGGUUGUGUACAGUGACCAACUUCCCUGCAUUUUCAUGUUUUCCCUGGCACAUCACACCUUAUAAACUUGAUCUCAUGAUCAAGUCUGUCAUGAGUUGCUAAAAAUGUGCUUGAUUAUUACAGCAGGAAGCCAUGGUAUCUUAGACUUCUUAUAAGUUUAACCCCAGUUUUCGGUAACCGUGGUUUUAUAGUACUCACACCCUGUAGUUUUCCACAUCGCUGACGGUACAUGUUAAUGUUCUUCCCAAGGGAAGGUUUUAUAACUUAUUUUUAAAGGAAUAAUUGAAAAAAGUAUGAUUUAAGAUGGGUUGUUGGUUGUUGUUUUUUUUGUGUGUGUGUAACUGCAAAGUG
Messenger RNA from Electrophorus electricus (electric eel), 1566 nucleotides. RefSeq names its product coiled-coil domain containing 34 (gene ccdc34). The record is from RefSeq and is a predicted model, not a curated record. Lineage: Eukaryota; Metazoa; Chordata; Actinopteri; Gymnotiformes; Gymnotidae.